Molecule: messenger RNA, 1101 nt
Organism: Fusarium sp. VM40
Lineage: Eukaryota; Fungi; Ascomycota; Sordariomycetes; Hypocreales; Nectriaceae
Source: the annotation of a GenBank genome assembly
AUGUUCGGCAUCCUCGAAGCUGUGACGGUGCCCCAUUCUGGCAUAUUCAACAGCUAUGAAGAACUUUUCAAAGAGCUCAGCGACCGCAUGGAAAAGGAGGGAUACAAGAUUGUCAAGGCUAGAUCACAUCGAGGCAAAGUGGGUGGUGCCGACAUCCCAGGAAACGAUAUAGUACGAUGCGAUCUCGUCUGCGAUCGAGGCGGCCGGCCAUAUCGGUGCAUGGCGACAAAACACAAGACAACUACUAAGAAAACAGAUUGCCCAUGGAAAGCCAAGGCUGUUCAUCGCAAGACUAUGGGCGGAUGGGUCUUGACAAUUACCUGCGAUCAACAUAACCAUGAGCCUGGCACACCCGAACCACCGACCCCCGAUGCUCCAAGCGAGGACGAAACUAAUAUGCUCGAAGACCUGGAAGAUGAUGGGCCGCAACCUGAUGCCGAGACUCAAGCUGCAAUCCAGGUCGCGGGCGUCUCUAAUGCAGUCCUCCGCUUGACCGGCGAUACUUUCCAUCAGUUCAAGAGCGAAUACCGCAAGAUGACACAUCCAGAACGGGUUGGAAUCUUAUCGCAACUUCAACUUCGCAUUGCUGCUAUAUAUGCCGUCCAGAACGAGGAUUUGCAGAGGCAGAAGAGGCAGGAGGCUCAAGACAAACGACAUCGACAGAUUGAAGAGACAAAGAGACAGUCAUCUGCACAGAAGCAGCGAGCUAGACAGCGUCGCCAGCAAGCAGUUGAGCAAAACCAGCAGCAACAGCAACAGCAACAGCAACAGCAACAGCAGCAGCAACAACAGCAGCAGCAACAACAGCAGCAACAGCAACAGCAACAACAGCAGAUGCAUACUCAACACAUCCAACAGCUCCCGUUACCACAACAGACCUCUCAAGCUCAGGCUCAAGCACAGGUUCAAGGCCUGGCACAGGCACAGGCACAAGCACAGGCACAAGCCAUGUUGCAGUCACAAUUGUAUCUCCCACAGAACCCUCAGCAGACCCCAAUUCCUGUGCCUACCAUGGAUAUGCCGCAGUUCCAGCAUUACGCUGGGCCUCCUAAGAGAAUGCGUGGGCGUCCUGCACAAGGUGGGCAACAGAACCAACAGUAG